UAAGUAAGAUUACGUAUCAACAACGUUGUUAACACUCAACAGAGACGUUCGUGAAGUGAAUUUUCCAACAAACUUUGCCAAAACCAAGUUUAAUCACUUUGUUCACCUGCACCUAUUUAUGAAAAAUUAUGGCGAAUUGCUCGCGUGGACAUGUGUUGACCAAAGUGCUCUUUUCCUGCUUUUUGGGAGCAGUUAUGGACGCCUUAAUAUCUGGUGUGUUGCUAAUUCAUGGAAAGUACUUUUCUAGUUUUAAUACCCAUUCGCAAAUGGAAGAAUUCAAAUUUUGUUCAUCGGUUUUUGAUUUGUGGAUUUUGUCUUUGGUACGCUGUUGUACUUUACUUGGUGCCGCCUUAGGAGUACUGUUUUCUAAACGCAAAAUGGAAGCAGUUUCUAGAAUAACUGCAUUUAAGAAACCUUGGCUUUAUUACAGUGUUGGAGUUGUUGUCUUCGUUGUAACCAAAUUCCUUGUGAGCACGGAAUGUAACUUGGACAGAACAUCGAAGAUUUGGUUUUUGUCAUUCCUGGGAUGGACUGUAGUUGGCACAGUGAUUGCUAAUGGUCUUUGGUAUUUCCUCUCUAAAGUCAAAAUUACGGCCUUAUCUUCAGAACAAGAAACUGGUUCGAUACAAGGAAGAGAGGGUCUCCUCACUUUUCACGACUUUCAAGAUUCAGAAGAGAGUGGCACCAAUGGGAAGAAAAACAAUAUUUCUGCUUGGAGACUGAUGUCUUAUUGCAAGCCAGACAUCCCCUACAUUUCUUUCGCAUCUGUUUUCCUCUUACUUGCAGCAACUGGUGAAAUAUUCAUUCCAUAUUAUACAGGACAGGUCAUAGAUGCCAUUGCCAUUGAUAAGGACAAGACCAAGUUUAUGAAUGCUAUUCUCAUUAUGACCCUUAUAUCACUUGGUACAGCAAUUUCAGCAGGCUUGCGUGGUGGGCUGUUCAACUUGAUUGCGGCAAGAUUUACCAGGAGAAUCAAUAAUGUUUUAUUUGGCUCUAUUGUGAAACAAGAAAUUGGAUUCUUUGAUAGUACAAAGACAGGAGAUAUUGUCUCACGUCUGAGCUCAGACACUACAAAGAUGUCCGAUCAAGUUGGAUUAAACAUCAAUGUGUUUCUGCGUAACUGUGUCCAGUCCAUUGGUACAUGUGUUUUUAUGUUCAAACUCUCUUGGAAGUUAACUACUGUAACUCUGGUUGGCUUGCCCUUGGUUGCAUUUAUCUCAGACAUUUAUGGAGACUACUACAAGAAGUUGGCAACAGAAGUUCAAGAAGAAACUGCGAAGGCAAAUGAAAUUGCAGCAGAAGUUGUAUCUUCUAUGAAGACUGUUCGCAGUUUUGCAAAUGAAGAUGGUGAAUAUGAGCAAUAUAGGAACAAACAAGAUGCAAUAUAUAAACUUAAAGUCAAGGAGUCCUAUUUAUAUGGAGGAUAUCGAUGGUGCACUGAAAUCCUUUCCCUUGCCAUCGAUGUCAUUGUUCUACUCUAUGGAGGUCAUUUAGUAAUGAAGGGAGAACUGAGUGGUGGAUAUUUAGUAUCUUUCAUUUUGUAUCUACUUCAGCUUAGCUUUUAUAUAGAUGAAGUAGGAGAGAUAUAUACAGGUCUUAUGGAGGCUGUUGGUGCCUCUCAGAAAGUAUUUGAACUCAUUGACCGAGAACCCAAAAUUCAGAACAGUGGCAUUGUGACUCCUAAUGAAGUUUCAGGUGAAGUUGAAUUUCAGAAUGUUUCCUUUGCAUACCCCACAAGACCAGAUAUUACAGUCUUGGAUAGUGUGUCGUUUAGCGUCAAACCAGGUGAAGUGAUUGCUUUAGUUGGUCCUAGUGGCGGUGGAAAGAGCACCUGCAUCAGUCUUCUGGAACACUUUUAUGAGCCAACUUCAGGUGAAGUUUUGAUUGAUUCAAUCCCAGUGAAGAAUUUUGAUCACAAAUAUUUGCACAACAAAGUGGCUCUGGUUGGUCAGGAACCUGUACUGUUUGCUAGGUCAGUCAAGGAAAACAUUAUAUAUGGUCUUGGUAAUGAUGUUGAGAUUGACCAAAGCUUAGUCGAAAACGUGUCCAAACUUUCCAAUGCACAUGCUUUUAUCAAUGAUUUGCCAGAGGGAUAUGAUACAGAAACUGGUGAAAAGGGCUUGCAGUUAUCAGGUGGUCAAAAGCAAAGAGUUGCUAUUGCUAGAGCAUUAGCUCGUAAUCCUCGAAUCCUCUUGCUGGAUGAAGCUACAAGUGCUUUAGAUGCAGAAAGUGAGCAUCUUGUCCAGGAUGCAAUUUACAAGAAUUUGACUGGCCACACAGUAUUGAUAGUGGCCCAUCGUUUGAGUACUAUCGAGAAAGCUGACAAAAUUGUUGUUAUCGAUCAGGGUCAAGUUAUUGCUCAAGGAAAGCAUGAAGAGCUAGUCCACCAAAAUGGACUCUAUGCAAAGCUUGUGAGCCGCCAAAUGUUAGGGCUUGAAAGAAGGAAUUCUUCAACUGAUGAUACACUGCAUGUUGGGUUCAAACAUGUAGAUCAGAAUGAUUCAGAGAGCCGUAAUGGAAGCAGUUCCUCCUAUUCUUCUAGUCCACACUUCUCAGCUUUGUCUAGAAAGUGACCUUGUGAGCCUGUAAAGGGACUUCAGCAACAUUUAUUUUGGGUUAACUUUCAAAUUUAACUCGGAAGAUCUGCUUAUUAAUUAUCUCCACUUGCCACUACAAAUUUCUUGGUCCAUAACUUACAAGAAUUUGGUGUUAGAUCAAGAUAACAACCUCUAAGUAAUAAUUUUGAGUAUUCUCAUUACCUGUCUUCUGGAUGAUGCAUGGAUAUUAUAGGGAGAAGUUACAUGUUAAAAGGGAAGAGGUUGAAGGGAAGGAAACCUUAAAAUUAUAAAUUUGGUUUGUCAGGAUAGAUAUUGGUAAUGGCAUAGAUUUGUUGAAAGAUGU
Pocillopora verrucosa is the source of this 2901-nucleotide messenger RNA. Its product is annotated as ABC-type oligopeptide transporter ABCB9-like. Gene Ontology annotation, biological process: oligopeptide export from mitochondrion. Gene Ontology annotation, molecular function: ATP binding; ATP hydrolysis activity; ABC-type oligopeptide transporter activity. Gene Ontology annotation, cellular component: mitochondrial inner membrane. The record is from RefSeq and is a predicted model, not a curated record. Lineage: Eukaryota; Metazoa; Cnidaria; Anthozoa; Scleractinia; Pocilloporidae.